AAAAAAACACUCCUGCUGACGUCACUGGGAGUCAGCUGUGAGCGGCGUGCUGCUAGCCGGACAACAUGAAUGAAGAUGAAGCCAGCCGUGGCGCUUCUCCUCCUGGCCCUGCUCGCUGUCGCAGAGCUGAGCCAAGCCCAGCUCGAGACCUCUUUCCUGGAUUUGUCCUGGAUCCUUCCCAGUCUCAGUCGGCCAGCGAACCACAGCCGUAUCUUCUACGCGGUGAUGUUUGAUGCAGGGAGCACGGGGACACGCGUUCACGUCUACACCUUCAUCCAGAGCGACUCGGAGCAGCUUCCUGUCUUGGACAAUGAGAUGUUUCAUUCCGUAAAACCUGGCUUGUCGGCAUAUGCCGAUGUCCCCGAAAUGGCUGGACAAACGGUGAGGAUGUUGUUGAAAGUGGCCAAGAGGACGGUGCCUCGUCUGGAGUGGAAGAGAACUCCUUUGGUCCUCAGAGCCACAGCGGGACUUCGGCUGCUGUCCACACAGAAAGCUCAGGGUCUUCUGGACCAGGUUCAACACGUGUUUGAUGAAUCUCCUUUUUUGGUCCCAGACGGCAGCGUCAGCAUAAUGAAUGGCAAAAAGGAAGGAAUCCUGGCUUGGAUAUCUCUGAACUUUCUAACAGGUCAUCUGAAAGCACAAAGCAAGAAGACUGUGGGUAUAUUGGACUUGGGAGGAGGCUCCACACAGAUCACGUUCCUGCCCAAACUGAGGAAAACCACUGACAGUGUUCCUGCUGCUGACUACAUUGCCAAGUUUGAUGUCUUAAACUCAACAUUUGAAUUGUACACUCAUAGUUAUCUUGGAAAUGGACUGAUGGCAGCUCGACUGGCCACACUGGGUGCCCUGGGUGCAGAAGGGUUGGAGUGGCAGGUUUUUAAAAGUUCCUGUCUGCCAAAGAAAUCCAGGGAUGAAUGGAGCUUUGGAGGUCUAACCUAUCAAGUGAGCGGGGACCCAGAUGGUUAUACAGGAUACAAGCUUUGUUAUCAGGAAGUACUUAAGGUGGUGAAGGGGAUUAUUCAUCAGCCGUAUGAGCUUGAAGACACCAAUGUUUUUUAUGCAUUCUCCUAUUAUUUUGACAGAGCUGUGGAUGCAGGCCUUAUCGAUGAAGUCCACGGAGGGAUGCUGGAGGUCAGAGACUUCAAGAAGAGAGCCAAAGAGGUUUGCAAUAAGAUGACCAAGUACCCUCCCAUCCACCCUUUCCUGUGUAUGGACAUGACCUACAUCACUUGUCUACUGAAGGAUGGGUUUGGCUUUAAAGAGAGCACUGUAUUACAGCUAACCAAGAAAGUGAACAAUGUGGAGGCUAGCUGGGCACUGGGCGCUACAUUGGACCACUUCCACUACCUGAAGAUCCACUGAGAAGGUGAGGACCACACACUGACAAUGAGAAGCUGAUUUAGGCGGUGCUCACUAA
Archocentrus centrarchus (flier cichlid) is the source of this 1417-nucleotide messenger RNA. RefSeq names its product ectonucleoside triphosphate diphosphohydrolase 5b (gene entpd5b). The coding region runs from base 70 to 1362 and encodes 430 amino acids. The transcript is spliced from 14 exons. Gene Ontology annotation, molecular function: hydrolase activity. NCBI's taxonomy places the organism in Eukaryota, Metazoa, Chordata, Actinopteri, Cichliformes, Cichlidae. The record is from RefSeq and is a predicted model, not a curated record.